Molecule: messenger RNA, 2257 nt
Organism: Rhopalosiphum padi (bird cherry-oat aphid)
Lineage: Eukaryota; Metazoa; Arthropoda; Insecta; Hemiptera; Aphididae
Gene: Tpst
Product: protein-tyrosine sulfotransferase
Exons: 6
Coding region: 402-1592 (396 amino acids)
Biological process (GO): peptidyl-tyrosine sulfation
Cellular component (GO): Golgi apparatus
Molecular function (GO): protein-tyrosine sulfotransferase activity
Source: RefSeq, a predicted model, not a curated record
ACCCCGUUCAGUUCGCAGUCCGACGGCGAGCGUGUUGGUCGCCGCGUCCGCGAAAAGUCACCGCCUGCGAUCGUCUUUCGAAUGACAAACUCACAAGUCGUGUCGUAUAUUAUUACAUUAUAGUCAUCCGAAACACCCUAUCGGGUCAGGUGUACCGUGUACCGCAAACGUUUAUUUUAUUAUCGCAAUCAUAACAAAUCGUAAAUUAUUAGUAAAGUAUAUGAUAUAUUGUAUAUUGACCCAGUCGCGUUUUCGUUUCGCUGAUCACGAUCAGUAUAAAAUUAUAUUUUUAUAAUAGCUGUUAUAUUAUUUAUAAAAUACAGCGGUGGAUCAAACGUAUAGUGUAGCCGAUUUUGGUUUUUUGUUUUUUUUUGUUUUUUUAUCAUCCCAAAUGUCGUACGAUGACGUACUACAGCAAUUUUGGUAGUGGCGGCGUACACAAAACCACCGUCAAACACAACGGAGACGUGAUCGCUUGUCACAAGUGUGGCGGAUAUAAGGUGGUAAACCAUGUGGGCAGAAUGAGUCGGGGCCGAAGAAAAUUGUUGGUGUACGGGCUGGUCGUCGGCACGUUGCUGUUGCUGGCGUACAAGCUCCGCUCGUGUCCCGAACCCGAACCUCAAACAAUGUUCAUGAUGCCGAAAGACAAAUUCGUCACCGAUGAAAACAUGAAGAUCUACUCUUAUGACCGAAACAUGCCAUUAAUAUUCAUCGGUGGUGUGCCCAGAUCCGGCACUACGCUCAUGAGAGCCAUGUUGGACGCCCAUCCGGACGUCCGGUGUGGCCAGGAGACCCGGGUAGUUCCUAGAAUCCUGCAGAUGCGCAAUCACUGGUACAAGUCAUCCAAAGAAUCGCUUCGAUUGAAGGAAGCCGGUGUUUCUGAAGAAGUCAUAAACUCCGCAGUUGCUUCAUUCAUUCUCGAAGUAAUCGCCCGGCAUGGGGUACCGGCACCCCGACUGUGCAAUAAGGACCCACUGGCGCUUAAGUCCAUGGACUAUCUAAAAGUAUUGUUCCCCAACGCCAAGUACAUAUUCAUGGUACGCGAUGGCCGAGCUACCGUCCAUUCUAUCAUAUCGCGUAAAGUGACAAUCACUGGUUUUGACUUGAACAGCUAUAGACAGUGUCUGGAAAAAUGGGACGACGCUAUCAGCGUCAUGUACAAAAACUGCAACAAAGUCGGAUCUGGGUACUGUCUGAUGGUAUACUACGAACAAUUGGUGUUGAGACCUCGGGCCACAUUAACCGAGAUACUCAACUUCUUGGACAUCCCGUGGAACGAGACGGUGCUCCACCACAAUGAGAUGAUCAACAAACCCGGUGGCAUCGCUCUAUCGAUGGUGGAACGUUCGUCCGACCAAGUGGUUAGGCCGCUGUACCAAGAAGCAUUGACCAAAUGGGUUGGCCAGAUACCCGACGACGUGGUUAACGAUAUGGCAAACAUCGCACCUAUGCUAAGCACACUCGGGUACGACCCGGCCGCCAAUCCGCCCACGUACGGCAUCCCGGAAGACACCGCCGGAUCGGAACGUCAGUACGACACGAAUGCCAGCGGAGAUAAUACGAAACAACACACCACCACGCGGAGGAGGUAGUCGAAAUACAAUACAUAUAUUAUACAUAAUUUUUUUUUUUGUUUUUUUUUUUUAAAUCGUUUCACACUUCUUAUUAUUAUAAUCGUUUAAAUUUUGUGUACAAUGUACAUAGGUACCUACUUUAAUAUGAUAAUAUUAUACGAGUAUACUUGAACAAAAUAAAAUUUUAAUUUUGUAUUAAUAAUUACUGAACGGUUUGUCGAACGUGUGUACAUAUAGUUGGUAUUAAAUAAAUAUAAUAUAUAUAUAUAUAUAUACAUGUAUGAUGAUAAUAUAUGUAUGUUUGUAUGUAUUUGUUCUACUUAUAUUAUUACGAUGAUGUUGGGUAUUAUAAAUAUAUACCUAGUUAAUAUAAUGUUUGUACGUUAUUAUUAUUAUUAUUAUUAUUAUUACUAUUGUACUAUUGUUCGCGUUUUUUUUUAAAUAUUUUUUUAUAUAUACAUAAAUAUUAUAUUUUAUUAUUACUUUCCUUUUUGUACUUAGAUAUUGUUUACACUAAUUACGAGUGAGAGAGUUCUUGUCGAUAUUUAUAAUUAUUAAUUACUGUUUUUUUUUUUUUACAUUAUUGUUAUGAAACGACAAUCUCAUUAAUGUAUUCGAUUUAAAAAAAAAAUGAUAACUAGAUUUUUUUUCUUCAAAUAUAGCAAGACUUGUACAACUUAUAA